Molecule: messenger RNA, 2836 nt
Organism: Pyrus x bretschneideri (Chinese white pear)
Lineage: Eukaryota; Viridiplantae; Streptophyta; Magnoliopsida; Rosales; Rosaceae
Product: spermatogenesis-associated protein 20
Exons: 15
Coding region: 77-2590 (837 amino acids)
Biological process (GO): carbohydrate metabolic process
Cellular component (GO): chloroplast
Source: RefSeq, a predicted model, not a curated record
ACACCGUCAACCUCCAGCCGUCAAACAAGCCCAAGCUCCACAUGGCUCCUCCUGCCUCUUCACCCCCUCUCCACACAUGGCACCAACUUCUGCACUCUUCUCUUCUUCUCUCUCUCACUCCUCUCUCCUUCUCCACAAUUCUAUGCUCAAACGCCUCUCUCUCCGCCGCUUCCUCUCUCAUCCAACCAAACAGCUCUCCUCUCCUCCAUCACCACCGCCCCAAUCUCCCGCCACUCACUUUCCCGCCCUUUCCUCACUGAUUCCCCGCCGACCCUUCUCCACCUCCAAGCUCCUCGCCAUGGCCGAUCACACUUCGAGCAACCUGGCUGCCCCGUCUCACAAGCACUCCAAUCGCCUCGCCGCCGAGCACAGCCCCUACCUUCUGCAACACGCCCACAACCCGGUGGAUUGGUAUCCGUGGGGAGAAGAAGCUUUCGCCGAAGCUCGAAAGAGGGACGUUCCCAUCUUCCUAUCAAUCGGAUACAGCACGUGUCAUUGGUGUCAUGUUAUGGAGGUCGAGUCUUUCGAGGAUGAAGGCGUUGCGAAAUUGCUGAACGAUUGGUUUGUUAGUAUCAAGGUGGAUCGGGAGGAAAGACCAGAUGUUGAUAAGGUAUACAUGACCUAUGUACAGGCUAUGUAUGGUGGUGGAGGUUGGCCACUGAGUGUCUUCCUUUCACCUGAUUUGAAACCUUUGAUGGGUGGAACUUACUUUCCCCCAGACGAUAAGUUUGGAAGACCAGGAUUUAAGACUAUACUUAGAAAGGUGAAAGAUGCUUGGGAUAGCAAGAGGGAUGUGCUUGUUAAAAGUGGAGCAUUUGCGAUUGAACAGCUGUCAGAAGCAUUGUCGUCAAGUGCGAGUUCUAAUAAAUUGCCAGAUGGGCUUCCACAAAUUGCAUUGCGUCUAUGUGCUGAGCAACUUUCCGGAAGCUAUGAUGAAAAGUAUGGUGGGUUUGGAUCCGCCCCAAAGUUUCCUAGACCAGUUGAGGUUCAGCUCAUGCUUUAUUACUCAAAGAAGUUGGAGGAAACUGGGAAGUUGGGUGAGGCAAAUAAAAAUCUGAAAAUGGUUUUCUUCACCUUGCAAUGCAUGGCAAAAGGGGGCGUCCACGAUCACAUUGGAGGUGGCUUCCACAGAUAUAGCGUGGAUGAGUGCUGGCAUGUCCCGCACUUUGAGAAGAUGUUAUAUGAUCAAGGGCAGAUUGCCAAUGUCUAUUUAGAUGCUUUUUCUAUUACCAAAGAUGUCUUUUAUUCAUGUGUUGCACGGGAUGUUCUUGAUUAUCUGAGGAGAGAAAUGAUUGGACCGGAAGGCGAAAUCUAUUCAGCAGAAGAUGCUGACAGUGCUGAAUCUGAAGGUGCUUCAAGAAAAAAGGAAGGAGCCUUCUAUGUUUGGACUAAAAAAGAGGUUGAAGAUAUACUUGGAGAGGAUGCUACUCUUUUUAAGAACCAUUAUUAUAUAAAACCUUCGGGAAACUGUGACCUUUCUAGAAUGAGUGAUCCUCACAAUGAAUUCAAGGGAACGAAUGUGCUGAUUGAGAGAAAAAGCCCUUCUGAAUUGGCACCAAAAUUUGCCAUGCCUGUUGAGAAAUACCUUGAUAUUCUGGGCCAGAGCAGGAAAAAGCUUUUUGAAGCACGAUCUACUCGACCAAGACCACAUUUAGAUGAUAAGGUAAUUGUGUCAUGGAAUGGACUGGCUAUCUCAGCUUUUGCAAGGGCUUCUAAAAUUCUCAAGAAUGAACCCGAUGGGAUCAAAUUUAACUUUCCCGUGGUCGGCUCUGAUCCAAAGGAGUACAUGCAGGUUGCAGAGAGGGCUGCAACUUUUAUCAGGAGAAAGCUUUACGACGAGCAAACUCAUCGACUACAGCACAGCUUUAGGAAUGGUCCAUCUAAAGCACCUGGAUUUUUAGAUGAUUAUGCUUUUCUCAUAUCGGGGUUGUUGGAUCUUUAUGAAUUUGGUGGUCAAACUACCUGGCUAAUUUGGGCAACUGAACUGCAGGACACCCAGGAUGAAUUAUUUCUUGAUAGAGAGGGAGGCGGCUAUUUUAAUACACCAGGGGAAGACCCCAAUAUUCUACUUCGUGUGAAGGAAGAUCACGAUGGGGCUGAGCCAUCUGGAAACUCGGUUUCUGCGAUCAAUCUUGUAAGAUUGGCAUCCAUGAUAGCUGGAAACAAGUCUGAUCAUUACAGGAGGGAUGCCGAUCAUGUUCUUGCUGUUUUCGAGACAAGAUUAAAAGACAUGGCGAUGGCAGUACCUUUGAUGUGUUGUGCAGCAGACAUGCUCACUGUUCCUUCCCGAAAGCAAGUUGUCUUGGUUGGCCAGAAGCAUUCUGUAGAGUUUGAAAACAUGCUUGCCGCCACGCAUGCAUCAUACGACACAAACAAAACAGUUAUUCACGUCGAUCCAGCAAAUUCAGAAGAAAUGCAAUUUUGGGAAAGCAACAAUAGCAACAUUGCUCUGAUGGCAAAGGAUCAUUUUGCUGCGGACAAAGUGGUCGCUCUUGUCUGCCAAAACUUCACUUGCAGUGCUCCUGUGACGGACCCCGGAUCCCUCGAGGCGUUGCUCUCCAGAAGAUCAUCCCCCUCCCCUUCUGCGUGACUGUAAACGGAGUACAAUUUCAACGGAGGAAACUAUGUAUUAAGUACAACAUUCGUCCCGUUUGCGACGGUGCAGGGUAGAGCAUGCAGCAGAGACAUGGAGUCGUACGUGCUGGAGACGAAUAGGUAUUUAUGGUCUGGAAAAUAUGUUGUGCAACAAGCAAAGUACAUAGAAUAUUAUGUCGGGUGUGUUCGAUAUGACGAUAGUGUGUUACGAAUAAAAGUUUUGGGGAAAUAGUUGUGCUGA